AUGCAAUACAAGACAAUUGCUCUCCUCUUUGCCGUCACGGCGUGGGCCGAGACAGAGACAGAGACAAGCCCAGCCGACAAGCUCACAGACGAUCCCAUUCUUAUGUCGCUCAUGGCAGUGCCCACAUGGGUUUUAGACGCGGAAAGCAGUGCUAGGCCCAGUGGAUGGGAGGAAUCCUUAAGAUCCGAUUUUGCGUUCGCAUCCUCUGUGAUGGCCGCGGAUAACGCCGGAACUUUCCCUGCUUGGUAUAGCAAUCUUCCCAAGAGUGUUCAAGAGUAUGAAACCACCCAUAGGGAGGCACUGUCUGCAUACGCGCAAACUGCCACCCAGGAUUGGAUCACAUUUACCGACUCUCCAACCACUGCUACCCCUUCUGCAACUGUUGCGACGUCGACCAAUACUGCAUCUUCUGCUUCGGGUACUGAUGCAACUUCUACAUCUACCGGCGGUGCCCCUGCUGUGACUGGCGAUGUUCUUUUGGGUCUCGCUGGUGCAGCUGGAAUCUUGGGCCUUGCGAUUGCUCUUUGA
Messenger RNA from Penicillium paradoxum, 528 nucleotides. RefSeq lists its product as uncharacterized. The record is from RefSeq and is a predicted model, not a curated record. The coding region runs from base 1 to 528 and encodes 175 amino acids. The transcript has a single exon. NCBI's taxonomy places the organism in Eukaryota, Fungi, Ascomycota, Eurotiomycetes, Eurotiales, Aspergillaceae.